AUGGCAGAGUACCGCAAAGCAAAUGAAGACGUGAUAAAACAAAUGUUAAAAUACGAAAUUUCAAGUGAUAAAAUUCCCAGCAAUGCUACAGAUUGGAUUCAUGCAAUUUUGAAGAAAAAAGAUGGUCCCAUGAAUGAGUUUCAUUUGAGUAAUGCCUCACUUAGUAGGGUGGUUCAAGUUGAUUACAAUUUCUCAGGGACAACUGCCAGUGGAAAAAAGUGGAAUGUUCAAUAUUCAGUUAACGCUGAUUUACCAAAUGAUAAACAUGGUCAUCCACAUCACUACGGUGGUGAAAUAGAAGGGAAAGAUGUCAAUGGAAGUAAUAUAAAGGCUCCGGCUAUACAUGUAGAUCUUUCAAAAGUAACAGCAGGCCGACCGAAUGAUAAAGGUUACCAAAUGGAAGAAUAUCGGGUUACACGUGAAACGAAAAGAUUCGAUGAUGGAGGUACUGCUGAAUGGGAAUUAUCAUCAUUUACAUGUCGCCAAAGAACUUCAUUACCUGAUCCAACGCCCCAAUCAUCUCGCUCAUUAUUAAAAAUUAGUCCAACUUUUCAAAAUGCACAAACAUUACAAACUGAAGAAAAUCAAACACAAUUAUUUGAUAUCAGGUACCUAACAAAACAGUUACGUGACGUCCAUUUAUGUCCCAAUGGAAGAUUAGCAUUUUUAGCUAAUACACAGACAUCAUUUCGUUUAUUUCAUCCGAAUGCUGUUCGUUGUUCUAAAUGUAAAAAGCAAACAAUUAUUACAAAUUUUCCACCAAACGGUCUCAUUGAAAACAGUAUACAAGUACCAAAUCAACAAUUGUAUUUGGCGUCUGCUGUGACUGGUAUUGGAUAUGAUUCAUUAAGUUUAAUUAUGUCAUCAUUAUCAUUAUCAAUUACAUCCAAACAAAAAUUUCUUCCAUAA
Didymodactylos carnosus is the source of this 909-nucleotide messenger RNA. The record is from the annotation of a GenBank genome assembly. Lineage: Eukaryota; Metazoa; Rotifera; Eurotatoria; Philodinida; Philodinidae.